UAGAUUAUUUGCCCGGUUCACACGAGUUUUUAGUUUUCCACAAAAUAACAAAUCAUGACGAUCAUAAAAGUAGCAAAUGAGAGUGAGGUGAUCAGUAAGCUAAGUAUGUAUGUGGAGAAAAUAUCGAACGACGCUAUUUACAAUCGGGGAAAGUUUUACAUUGCGUUAUCGGGUGGUUCGGUGCUCAAGUUCCUUUGUGAAGGGCUGCCGAAGGUGAACACAGUGUGGUCGAAAUGGAUCCUGGCAUUCUGCGACGAGCGAGUAGUACCAGAGGACAACGAGGACUCCACUUUCGGAGUUUACAAGAGGGAACUCAUACCUAAGACUGAAUUGAAAGAGGAGCAAUUCGUUGUGUUGAAACAGGGUGUCUCUGCUGAAGAGGCAGCAAAAGACUACACAGAAAAACUAAAAUCAGCCUUUAACAGUGAAGAAUUCAAAUUUGACUUUCUCCUCCUGGGCAUGGGGCCCGAUGGCCACACUUGCUCCCUGUUCCCGGGACAUCCACUGCUGGAGGAAACCAGCUUGAAGGUGGCAGCCAUCACCGACUCUCCAAAACCACCUCCAGCAAGGAUCACAUUGACGUUCCCUGUGAUAAACUUGGCAAGGAACUGUAUUUUUGCUAUUAGUGGAGCAGGAAAGGCAGACAUGGUGAAGCGUAUCCUAAAGGAUAAGGAAGACCUGCCUUCAGCUCGCGUGAAGCCGCAAGGCGCGCUGUACUGGAUCGUCGACAACGCCGCCGCCGCGCAUAUAUGAAUAAUGUUGCUGACCAAUAUUAGACUUGAUGACAUUGCAAUAAGAUUGACAUUAGGGUACACUGUCAAGAAAUUUAUUUUCGGUUC
This is a messenger RNA of Cydia amplana, 839 nucleotides long. It is a transcript of the gene 6pgl, whose product is annotated as 6-phosphogluconolactonase. The transcript has 4 exons. Lineage: Eukaryota; Metazoa; Arthropoda; Insecta; Lepidoptera; Tortricidae. Bases 55 to 753 code for a protein of 232 amino acids. Gene Ontology annotation, molecular function: 6-phosphogluconolactonase activity. The record is from RefSeq and is a predicted model, not a curated record. Gene Ontology annotation, biological process: carbohydrate metabolic process; pentose-phosphate shunt.